AUGACCAUGGCCGGGGCGCUGGCGGGUCUGGUCGCGGGCUUGCAAGGCCCGCGGGUCGUCCCCAGCCCGGAUUCGGACUCAGACACAGACUCGGAGGACCCGAAUACCCGGCGCAGCGCGGGCGGGCUGCUUCGCUCGCAGGUCAUCCACAGCGGUCACUUCAUGGUGUCGUCGCCGCACAGCGACUCACUGACCCGGCGGCGCGACCAGGAAGGGUCCCUGGGGCACGCCGACUUCGGGCCGCGCAGCAUCGACCCCACACUCACCCGCCUGUUCGAGUGCAUGAGCCUGGCCUACAGUGGCAAGCUGGUUUCUCCCAAGUGGAAGAAUUUCAAAGGCCUCAAGCUGCUGUGCCGGGACAAGAUCCGCCUCAACAACGCCAUCUGGAGGGCCUGGUACAUCCAGUAUGUGGAGCGGAGGAAGAGCCCCGUGUGUGGCUUCGUGACCCCCCUGCAGGGGCCUGAGGCUGAUGAGCACCGGAAACCUCAGGCCGUCGUCUUGGAGGGAAAUUACUGGAAGCGGCGCAUCGAGGUGGUGAUGCGCGAGUACCACAAGUGGCGCAUCUACUACAAGAAGCGGCUCCGUAAGUCCAGUCGGGAAGGGGAUCUUCUGGCCCCAAAGCAGGCGGAAGGGGGGUGGCAGCCACCGGAGCGAUGGUGCGAGCAGCUCUUCACCAGCGUGGUACCCGUGCUGCUGGGGGGCCCGGAGGAGGAGCCCGGCGGGCGCCAGCUUCUGGAUCUCAAUUGCUUUCUGUCUGACAUCUCUGACACGCUCUUCACCAUGACGCAGCCCACCCCCACACCCCUGCAGCUGCCCCCCGAGGACGCCUACGUGGGCAAUGCUGACAUGAUCCAGCCAGACCUGACGCCGCUGCAGCCCAGCCUGGAUGACUUCAUGGAGAUCUCAGAUUUCUUCACCAACUACCGCCCCCCACAGACGCCUACACCGUCAAACUUCCCAGAGCCCCACGGCUUCGGGCCCAUGGCUGACCCUGUCCUCGGCAGCGGGAUCCUGGGCUCGGAGGUGCCCCCUGCCUGCUCAGGCAUGACCCACCUCUCAGGGCAUAACCGCCUGCAGGCUCGGAGCAGCUGCCCUGGCUCCCUGGACUCCAGCACCUACCUGAACUCUGAUUUCCUCCUUCCUGAAGACCCCAAGCCCAAGCUCCCACCCACUCCUGCACCCCCACCCCUCCUCCAGUACCCUAGCCCUGCGAAGGGGCUGGGCUUGGAGCCCUGUCCCCCGCCUCACUUCCCUCCCAUGGCCCCGCCUCCUGCUCUGCUGCAAGAAGAGCCCCUCUUCUCGCCCAAGUUCGCUUUCCCUGCAGUCCCUCCUGCCCCGGGAGUGUCCCCGCUGUCUGCUCCCAUGGCCUUCCCACCCACCCCGCAGCCUGGCCCAGGUCCCGCCCCCUUCCCCAUAGACCUGCUACCCUCCGGCUAUUCGGAGCCCCCAUUUGGGCCUCACUUCCCGGUACCCCAAGGCACGCGGCCCAGAGGCAAGCCCCCUGCCCCGUCCCCCAGGGGGCGGAAGCCCGGCGCCCCCGCCGUGGCCCCUGCCACUGCCAGCCCCACUGCCACUGCCGGGAGCAACAACCCCUGCCUCACGCAGCUGCUGACAGCUGCCAAGCCUGAGCAAGCCCUGGAGCCUCCGCUUGUGUCCAGCGCUCUCCUCCGGCCCCCAGGGUCACCGGUAAGACAGCGGGCACUGGGAGGUGGGGCUGCACCCCAGGCCUUCACCCCGACUCUCUGCCCUUCUCCACCUCAGCAGGACACUCUCCCCGAGUUCCCCUGCACCUUCUUUCCCCCGACCCCGGCCCCCACACCACCCCGACUGCCUCCGGGCUCGGCCACCCCGGCCCCUCCCAGGCCCCUGAUUGUCCCCAAAGUGGAGCGGCUCUCGCCCCCAGCGCCCAGCGGUGGUGAGCGGCGGCUGUCUGCGGAGCUGACCUCGCUGGCAGGCCCGGGAACCCUGAGCAUCCGUAUCUCUCCCCCGCAACCCAUGCUGAGCCGGGGCCGUCCAGACAGCAAGACAGAAAACCGGCGCAUCACACACAUCUCUGCAGAGCAGAAGAGGCGUUUCAACAUCAAGCUGGGCUUUGACACGCUGCACGGGCUGGUGAGCACGCUCAGCGCCCAGCCCAACCUCAAGAUGAGCAAGGCCACCACACUGCAGAAGACAGCCGAGUACAUUGCCAUGCUGCAGCAGGAGCGUGCAGCCAAGCAAGAGGAGGCCCAGCAGCUCCGGGACCAGAUCGAGGAGCUCAAUGCCGCCAUCAACCUGUGCCAGCAGCAGCUGCCUGCUACCGGGGUGCCCAUCACACACCAGCGGUUCGACCAAAUGCGAGACAUGUUCGAUGACUAUGUCCGGACCCGCACGCUGCACAACUGGAAGUUCUGGGUAUUCAGCAUUCUCAUCCGGCCCCUGUUUGAGUCCUUCAACGGGAUGGUGUCUACAGCAAGCCUGCAGAGCCUUCGCCAGACCUCCCUGGCCUGGCUGGACCAGUAUUGCUCCCUGCCUGCUCUCCGACCAACUGUUCUGAACUCCCUACGUCAGCUGAGUACAUCCACCAGCAUCCUGACGGAUCCAGACUGUAUACCCGAGCAAGCCACACGGGCAGUCACAGAGGGCACCCUUGGCAAAUCUUUAUAGUGUUGGACAGACCCUGCUGCUCACUCAGCUACCCUGGGGCUGCUUUCCCUACGCACGCCCCUCCUGCCCCGAGUCCUGGCUGUCAAGCAGGGUUCCUUCUCAUCUCCCGGAAGCUGGAACGAACCGUGUUCCAGUCCCUGUUCUACUAUAGCAACUAAUGCUGUGAUCUGGGCGUGGGUGGGAGGGGGUGGGGGGCGGCGGGGGCGGGUAAGGGGGGCUCUUCCUCCCUCUUUGGACCUCCCGUUUUCAGUCUGCAACAUGGGGAUGGGGAAGCUUCGAAUGGAAGAGGAUCCCAAGGCCUUAGCAGCUGUGGUACUUGGGAGACUAACCUGGCAACUCAUGGAGUUUGAAAGAGGGAAGGGGGCGAUGCUUCCUUAUCACUCCCACCUGCUCCCCCCACAGGUGGGGCCCCAGCCUGUGUUUCUAAACAGCGAAACAAAGGAAGUUCCUUCUCUGUGCUCCUCCGCUGGUAGGGGAAGAGGCCACAGGGUGAUGUCCCCGGAUGAGGCCAGGAAGGUCUGAUCCCAGGAGAGAGUGGGCAGGGGGGUGACCAAACCAGGGCAGGUAUCUGGUGUGUGUGUGUGUGUGUGUGUGUGUGUGUGUGUGGAUACGUGUGUGUGUAUGUGGAUUUUGUAAAGAAUUCUUGAUCAAUAAAAACAGAAAGUGUCA
Bubalus bubalis (water buffalo) is the source of this 3315-nucleotide messenger RNA. RefSeq names its product MLX interacting protein like (gene MLXIPL). The transcript is spliced from 16 exons. Gene Ontology annotation, biological process: regulation of transcription by RNA polymerase II. NCBI's taxonomy places the organism in Eukaryota, Metazoa, Chordata, Mammalia, Artiodactyla, Bovidae. Gene Ontology annotation, cellular component: nucleus. The record is from RefSeq and is a predicted model, not a curated record. Gene Ontology annotation, molecular function: RNA polymerase II cis-regulatory region sequence-specific DNA binding; DNA-binding transcription factor activity, RNA polymerase II-specific; protein dimerization activity. The coding region runs from base 1 to 2646 and encodes 881 amino acids.